AUGGCUUCGAAAGACACACUCCUCAACUCGAUUCUUGCACACUUCGAGCCGAAGCUCCGAGACUUAGCAUCUCAACAAGACCAGUUGAUGAAUAUGAGGGAGAGUCUCUUGGUCCAGCGAGAGGAUGCGCUUGCGGACAAGAAGGCAGUGCGGGAGCAGAGGAUACGAACAGUCAACGCAGAAGUUGCACUGAUGAAUGCAUUCCGCAAACACUAUAAACAGCUGGACCGACCAUUGCCUAAAAAUCUCAUGGAUGCAUACGAGGCAGCAGAGAAACAACAACAAGAACUGAGAUCAUGGGAAGAGUCGUUGUUAGAAGCGGAAGAAGACUUGGGUGCGUCGGAGUGGACGUUCGCGGAUCUGGAGACAGAAUUUUAUCAGUACAAGAUCACCCAAUUAUUCUCUGACGAUAUUAACACAGAGGAUAUAAAGAAUUUAAUCAAAGGGGGAGGAAGUUUGAAACCCGAUCAAGACCUUGACUUUCAGCCAUCGAUCCAAGCUCAAUAUCAAACCAUCGAAUUUAAGCACAAUCAGCUUUCUAAGCGGUUUGAAGCUUUACGGAAGCAACAAGCGCUUCGUUUGGAUACUUUUACUCAGUCGGGUGAUAUGUCCUUGGUUCUCGCGGAGAAUAAUCAAAUGAAGCUCGAAGCUGAGGCGCUGUCCAAUGGUCUAUUAGGGAUGAUUGCGGAUCACGAUAUACAAUUGCAGCAACUGCGCCCAGGCUUGCGACUUGGACCAAAUGCUCCUUUCAAAAAACUACACUUGGUAUCUGAGCCAAACGGGGAUCGGAGCCAUCAUGAUGACGACGUGAAGACAGCCUACACUUCGAGAUCAGAAGGAGCAUUACCGUCAACGGUGAAUGACGUUUCUGUGGAUGAGCGUAUGGCAGACUGGUCUUUGCAAUCACUGAAAAUGAGUGCACUGGACAAACUUCGAUAUCUGAAUAUACUGCAAUCCAAGUUGGAAGUUCAAAGGCCGACAGUGCUCGACUUCGAUCUCUUGGAACCAUUGAUCACAAAUUUAUGGAGGACGGAAGACGUCGAUCAGUCGGCAAGGCACUUGUCAGACGUAUUGGUUAACACGCCCCGUAUCAAAGGGAGCAGCGAUGCGGACACAGAAGAGGCGAAGCCUUCUUUUGAGCCGGGCACCCCGACUCAUUACUCGCUUCCACAAUCCGAAGACACGGUUACCCACGGUGACAACAAUAUCCAACAUGGACAACUUUCAGAUUUGCCAAAUUUUCCCUCUGUUAGCACACAUGCACCUGGGACAACGAUGUCCGCCAUUGUAAAAGUCUGUCGGUCUGGUUCAAAGGCCUCCGUUGGGCAAAAGCCUCAAAACCUUGUGUCAAGAAACGCCUACACUGGUAGCAGCUUUGAGAAUAUUAUUUCCAUCGACUCGAUAUCUCUAAAGCAAGAGAGCUCCUCACUGAUAAGGCAUGUUGUGAAUGAUGAGACACUGCAGAAAAUAACACCAGAUUCUAUCAGUCCAACAAUAGCUCAGGGUGAGAAUUCGAAGCUUGCUGUGCGGAUUGGCCCUUGGCCGUUGAAUGAAAAGAUGGCAGUCAUGACGUUCGGCCUCAAGACGGUGGAUUUUCUGCUUUGGGUUGAUUCCAUCGGGGUGACAAACACCUUAGGCCUCGGCAAAGGUACAUCGUGUCCGCAAGCUACUGAUACAGACGGGCGUUACCCGUUGAAGGCCUUUUUGCAAGCUCUGAUAGACUGUCUCGAGACUCGGGAGUCUGGAGCUCAGCGCCAGUGUUACCAGGCGACAGUGCUGUGCGCAAACCCCGAUUCCAUGCAGAACUAUCGCAAAGUGGGAGUAUUUGCCUCUACAUCAAACCGUGGAAAGACCAAAAGAUAUUACCCAGUGUACAACGGUCGCACGAGGCUGCAAAUCAUGAACGACGGCCAGUUAAUUAUGGGCUCGGAAAUGGGCAUGUGCAGCAUGUGUGUGCCUUCCUAA
This is a messenger RNA of Parastagonospora nodorum SN15, 1965 nucleotides long. RefSeq lists its product as hypothetical. Bases 1 to 1965 code for a protein of 654 amino acids. The record is from RefSeq and is a predicted model, not a curated record. Lineage: Eukaryota; Fungi; Ascomycota; Dothideomycetes; Pleosporales; Phaeosphaeriaceae. The transcript is spliced from 3 exons.